AUGGCUUAUUUUCUCUGGGAUGAUGAAGGUGUAGCGCAGUUCGUCAAAUCUUUUGAGCCUGAGCUAGCGGAGCAGUUCUACUCCCUUCCUAGCAAUGUAGAAAGAUCUGACGUUUUUCGUAUCUUGGUAGCGAAAUGGAUCGGUGGGAUUUACGGCGACAUGGACACCGAACCCCUUCGAAACCCCUCAUCUUGGAUCACGACAGAUGAUCUCCGGAGCUGGGAGGACUCAGAGACACAUCAACUGUACGGGGCAGCUGGCCCGAUACGAGCGAUCGUGGGUCUAGAAGCAGACUGUCCUCCCGAGAGCGAUGCGUACUGGCGCAUGGGCUACGCGGAGCCUAUUCAACUUACGCAGUGGUCACUUGCGGCGGCGCCAGGACAUCCUAUUUCCCAGACGUUUCUCGAUCGUCUCUCCGCGAAUCUCAAGAAUACAACAUCUAAAAAGACGAGCCAGAAACAUUCCCCAGAGAAACAGACAGCGCUGAACAGUAUAGACCCCCUCCUCCUUACGGGACCCGCAGCCUUUACAGCAGCCGUGAAGGAAUGGCUGGCAACAACUACUGGGUUGCGAUGGAAUGCCCUAUCCGGAUUGGCGGAUGGAGGGCAAAGUAAGGCUGUGGGAGAUAUCUUGGUUCUCCCAAUCACUGGGUUUAGUCCGGGAAGAGGCAUAUAUGGAAACAUGGGUUCAAAGUCCGUUGACGAUCCGUCCGCACGCCUAUUUCAUCAUGCGCAGGGCUCGUGGAGAAAAACUGACUUUGUAGUCGAAGCCGGGAAGUUUUGUCGCACGGAAUCUCUGCUCAACUCGAUACCUGUACUCCUCGUUCGGGUAAUAUUGUUCAUUAUCGCUAUUAUGCGUGUCCUCUGGUUCUUGAAACGCCUCAGUCGAAUGGUAAGAGGGCAAAGCCUUAGGCGUCUGGCAUUUCCCCUUACUCUCCUCAUAAUAGCAGUUUCUCUUGGACUCUAUCUACUGCUUGCAUAUUCCCUAGCAAACGAUCCUCGGCUAGUUCCGGUCGCAUUCCAGGAAGCUAAAAGUAUCCUCCUGGUGACCGCACACCCCGACGAUGAGACGCUUUUCUUUAGUCCGACUAUCACCUAUCGCCAGAAUGAUGCAGGUGUAAAGCGCUCAUUGCUGGUUAUAUCAUCGGGUAACUACGAUGGACUUGGGGACAAGCGACAAAGUGAGCUUCACGGCAGCUGUGAGCAACUAGGCAUCUCCGAGGAUCGAUGUGUUGUUCUAGAUAUUGCGGAACUGCAAGACAACCCCAAGCAAUGGUGGAACGAAGAGAUGGUCCAGGACCUCGUUGCCUCUUAUAGGGCAAAGUGGAAUGUUGACCUGAUAGUCACAUUUGACCAUGGCGGUAUAUCCGGCCAUAUCAACCAUCGAUCCGUCAGCGCCGGUGUGCGUAAAUAUGUCCAAUCCACACCAGAUGCGCCCGCCGCAUACAUGCUACAGAGUACGCCCCUUCUACGAAAAUAUUCCUCGCUCCUGGACCUAAUUCCCACUUCCAUCCCAUUUGCCUGGCGCAUCCUUAAAGCCCUCCUCACCACACCACUCGGUAGACAAGUCGAGCAUAACACUGUACAUGACGUCGUUCCAUUGGCUGCAUACAAUAACAAAGCGCUUAUUGUUAGCUCGUGGCAAACAUAUCGAGUCUCACGAGCGGCAUUCAGUCAGCAUGAUAGCCACCGGUAUAUGUGGUUCAACACAUUGGAAAAGAUGAUCUAG
Messenger RNA from Aspergillus pseudotamarii, 1728 nucleotides. RefSeq names its product putative deacetylase LmbE-like domain-containing protein. Lineage: Eukaryota; Fungi; Ascomycota; Eurotiomycetes; Eurotiales; Aspergillaceae. The record is from RefSeq and is a predicted model, not a curated record. Gene Ontology annotation, cellular component: mannan polymerase complex. Gene Ontology annotation, molecular function: alpha-1,6-mannosyltransferase activity. The coding region runs from base 1 to 1728 and encodes 575 amino acids. The transcript has 8 exons. Gene Ontology annotation, biological process: protein N-linked glycosylation.